GAUGCACCCUCCCUCCUUUAGCUUUUGCCCUUAAAAAAUGGGAGGAUAUCACUUCCUGUUCAGAGGUUGCUGUUGUUUUGCCUUUAACAAAGAUGGAGCCCAGUUGCCUCCAGGGUUUGCAAAAAUAAAUGAUACAUUUUAAUGGAUGCCAGAGAUAAGCAGGUUCUGCGCUCUUUGCGCUUGGAGUUAUGUGCAGAACUGCUGGUGGAUGGCCUUGUCAUCCAGUACCUUUACCAAGAAGGAAUCCUAACAGAAAAUGAUGUGCAAGAAAUAAGAGCCCAGCUCACCCAUCAGAGGAAAACCAUGAUGCUUCUUGACAUCCUACCUGCCAGAGGACCAAAGGCUUUUGAGACCUUUUUAGAAUCUUUACAAGAAUUCCCAUGGAUGAAAGCCAAGCUUGAGGCAAAGCGUAGUGAAGUUAUAUUAGUGGCACCUGCUGAUGAUGAGAUACCUGGAAUUUUGCAACACACUUUGAAAAAUCUACCAACUGAUCAUCAGAUUAACAAACUUGCUAGAAGACUUGGACCUGAGUGGGAGUGCAUUGCCUUAUCUCUGGGCUUGACACAAAAUGACAUUUAUCGUUGCAAAGCAAAUCACCUAUACAAUAUUCAGUCACAGAUUGUGAGUGCCUUUAUUUUGUGGAGGCAGCGUUUUGGGAAUAAAGCUACUCUAGAGAGUCUAUGUGCUAGUCUGAAGCAAGGAGAAGUUGAUUCUUCUAUAAUCCAACAGAUGUUUCAGUGAGACCUUAUGAUUCUUACUGGAAGAAUCUGAAAUUAAAUCUGGCAGAUGCAUACAAAUAAUUUUUUAAGGUGAAAAAUCAUACUUGCUUGAGGAUGCCUAAUUUUCUUCAAAUUGCAAAUACUUUGUAAUUUCCAAAGUAUUUAAAAUAGCAUUACAUUAAAAGCUAUUAAGUUUAACCAUAUACUUUAUAGCUUUUAUUGUAAUGAUAUUUUAAAUACCUUUGAGAUCUGUGAUUUUUUUUUAAUGCAAGCAACCCCCUCAUCAAUGUAGAUUACACCAAUUCUGUACAUAACUAUUACAAUCAAUUUAUGAGUUA
Molecule: messenger RNA, 1057 nt
Organism: Sceloporus undulatus (fence lizard)
Lineage: Eukaryota; Metazoa; Chordata; Lepidosauria; Squamata; Phrynosomatidae
Gene: CRADD
Product: CASP2 and RIPK1 domain containing adaptor with death domain
Exons: 3
Coding region: 142-741 (199 amino acids)
Biological process (GO): regulation of apoptotic process; signal transduction
Molecular function (GO): death domain binding; protease binding
Source: RefSeq, a predicted model, not a curated record